Sinocyclocheilus rhinocerous is the source of this 1485-nucleotide messenger RNA. RefSeq names its product elongation of very long chain fatty acids protein 4-like. Gene Ontology annotation, biological process: fatty acid elongation, monounsaturated fatty acid; sphingolipid biosynthetic process; fatty acid elongation, saturated fatty acid. NCBI's taxonomy places the organism in Eukaryota, Metazoa, Chordata, Actinopteri, Cypriniformes, Cyprinidae. Gene Ontology annotation, cellular component: endoplasmic reticulum membrane. Gene Ontology annotation, molecular function: fatty acid elongase activity. The transcript is spliced from 9 exons. The record is from RefSeq and is a predicted model, not a curated record. The coding region runs from base 314 to 1108 and encodes 264 amino acids.
UGUGAAAUGUGAGUUAUGAAAACUGGGUGCAGUCCAAAGUUUUUCUUCCAAUAAUUCUGUGCACUUCUGCAUAACAACUGAUAACACCCGAUUUCCCAUGUUACUCAAAUAAUUUUGUGUGAAGUUUAAAGUUCCUAUCUGACCGUGCGACUGACUGAACUCUUCCACACAGUGCGAUACACCUGUACUUUUCCUCAGUUGCAAUAAUUACAAGAGCAGCCUGCAUAGGGAGAAGGUAUCCCUCAAGGACAAGACCGCAAAUCUACUUCCUUAAGUCUAGUCUUUUUUAUGAUAAAGCAUAGGCUAGUCCUCUAUGGAAUCAGCAUGGCAGAGAGUGGAAUCCAUGCACCGCUGGAUUCUGGAGAAUGGGGAUACGCGGACGGACCCAUGGCUUCUAAUCUACUCUCCUGUACCAAUCAUCUGUAUGUUUUUGUGCUAUCUUGGUAUUAUUUGGAUUGGACCCAAGCUUAUGAAACACACGGAACCAGUGAACCUAAAAGCAGUGCUUAUUGUAUACAACUUUGCCAUGGUCGGUUUGUCGAUUUACAUGUUCCAUGAGUUCUUGGUCACAUCUUGGCUGGCAGACUACAGUUAUCUGUGUCAACCUGUGGACUACAGCCCCAGUAUUCUAGGAAUGAUGAUGGCCAGUGUAUGCUGGUGGUUCUUCUUCUCUAAAGUUAUUGAGCUUAGUGAUACAGUCUUUUUUAUCCUAAGAAAAAAGAACAGCCAGCUCACUUUUCUACAUGUGUAUCAUCAUGGAACUAUGAUCUUCAACUGGUGGGCAGGAGUUAAAUUUGUGGCGGGAGGUCAAUCAUUUUUUAUCGGGCUGCUGAACACCUUUGUUCAUAUAGUGAUGUAUUCAUACUAUGGCCUGGCGGCCCUGGGGCCUCACAUGCAGAAAUAUCUUUGGUGGAAGCGCUACCUCACCUCAUUACAGCUGGUCCAGUUUGUCUUGCUGACUAUCCACACUGGUUACAACCUCUUCACCGAGUGUGAUUUUCCUGAUUCCAUGAAUGCAGUUGUGUUUGCAUAUUGCGUCAGCCUCAUUAUACUCUUCAGCAACUUUUACUACCAGAGCUACAUAACCAGGAAGAGCAAGAUAUCUUAACAUUGGUCCACAUGAGCAGAGGCCUCACCCGUCCUUUGAUAGACUAAUUUGUCCAUUGCUGUUCUCACUGCAGUCAUUCCUCAGUUAAAUUAAGUCUUCGGGACUGAAAAUUUGGUGAAACCACUGACCUCAUAUCUAAUUUGGGUUGUAAAUGACUUAUCCAAUAAAGAUGGGACAUGUCUUAUUGCAUUUUGGAACCUCAACCAAAAUAAUUUGAAAUGUAAAUAAAGUGUAAUUUCAUUUUAGAUAACUUUAAGAUGGAACCUUGUGUAAAAACAGCUUUGUACUGUCUUAUAAAUUGUCUUUAUUAACAAAAGUGAAGUGCACUAGAUGGCGCUAUUUACGUAUCUUGACUGCAGCUGCCUCAGACGAUGUUC